AUCCAUUCUUCCCUCUGGGCCAACACAAUGGAAGAUGAGACUGAGGACUAUGAGAACUACGAGAACUACUACUAUACAGAAGCAAAUCAGGACACCAACCUCCAGCAGGAGCUCUCGGAGGAAUUUAGCUGGAUGGAGACAUCUUUAGGCGACUUCAGUUACAGGAGAGACUCAUGCUACUCCAGCCCCUGCAAGAAUGGUGGUACGUGUGAAGCCAAGGGAAGUGACUUCAGCUGUCACUGCCCCAAGCCAUAUGGUGGGACUACAUGUGAAAAAGUGGAGGACAUGUGUCUGGAGAAGAACUGCCACUUUGGUGACUGCCUGAUUACAUUAACCCCACCCUAUUUUAAGUGCAGCUGCAAGCCUCCCUACAAGAGACCCUCCUGCCGGCGUGCAUCCAAACAGUGCAGCCCAAACCCUUGCAAAAAUGGAGGCAGCUGCAUACGGAACAGAUACAGAUCAAAAUUCACCUGCAAGUGCCCUGAACCUUUCAGAGGGAGAUUCUGCGAGAUCGGACCAAAUGAUUGUUAUGAAGAGGACUCCUCUACUUAUAGAGGUAGAGUGAACCAAGCAGAAAAUGGCAGGACCUGCCUGCACUGGAAUUCCCACCAUCUCUUGGACCAUCCUUUUAAUGCCUUUAUGGAGGAUGCUGACACACAUGGCAUUGGUGAACACAACUUCUGCAGGAAUCCUGAUGAGGAUGAAAAACCCUGGUGCUACAUCAGGAAAAAUAAUGAAGUGGAUUGGGAAUACUGUGAUGUUUCACUCUGUGCAGCUGAAGAGACCCCAACAGAACCCCCUACAGACCCCCCUGAAGUAUUCCAAACAUGUGGACAACCAGAAGUUCGUAGGACCCUCAAGAAGAUCUAUGGUGGAUCCAAGGCUACACCUGGAAAACAUCCCUGGAUGGCAUCUCUGCAGAUACAGACUCCAGAUGGGAAUAAACAUUUCUGUGGUGGAGUGCUAAUUAAAUCAUGCUGGGUUCUUACUGCUGCACACUGCCUUGAAAACCUAGAAACAAAGAUCCAAGUAGCCCUUGGUAAACAAAACCUCAAGAAGAAAGAGGAUCAUGAGCAAAUAUUUGAUGCAGUGGAAGUAAUUGUACAUGGCAAAUACAGAGAGGAGACGGGUCAUGCCCUAUACAAUGAUAUUGCUCUGCUUAAACUGCAGCCUGUUGAUGGUUACUGUGCAGUGGAAACAAAGUAUGUGAAAAUAGCAUGUCUCCCAGACUUCUUCCUUCCUGCUGGGACUUCCUGCUUCAUUGCUGGAUGGGGUGACACAGAGACAGGUGACCCAUCCAAUCAGCUGUUAGAUGCCAAUGUCAGGUUGAUUUCACAGAGGAAAUGCAAUGAACCCAACUUACAUCAAGACAAACUGGAUGACAGCAUGUUUUGUGCAGGACGUCUUCGGAAACCCGGAAUCGAUUCUUGUCAGGGAGACUCUGGAGGUCCACUGACUUGUGUAGCAAAUGGCUCCUACUACGUAUAUGGCCUUGUGAGCUGGGGAGAGGGAUGUGGGUUAAAAAACAAGCCAGGAGUUUAUACCCAGGUGACAAAAUUCGCCAGUUGGAUUAACGCUGUAAUUCAGUAUUCAUCAAGGUCACGUCAGUAGGAGAGAUCUUUGGAAUGACAAAUGAAUUUCUGAAGCAUCAGGAUUGACUCCAGCUUGCUGAGAUCCUUCUGUC
Messenger RNA from Melozone crissalis (California towhee), 1684 nucleotides. It is a transcript of the gene HABP2, whose product is annotated as hyaluronan binding protein 2. The transcript is spliced from 13 exons. The record is from RefSeq and is a predicted model, not a curated record. Lineage: Eukaryota; Metazoa; Chordata; Aves; Passeriformes; Passerellidae. Bases 28 to 1611 code for a protein of 527 amino acids. Gene Ontology annotation, molecular function: serine-type endopeptidase activity; calcium ion binding. Gene Ontology annotation, biological process: proteolysis; blood coagulation.